Pogona vitticeps (central bearded dragon) is the source of this 1012-nucleotide messenger RNA. The record is from RefSeq and is a predicted model, not a curated record. NCBI's taxonomy places the organism in Eukaryota, Metazoa, Chordata, Lepidosauria, Squamata, Agamidae.
UUUUGCUGAGAGAAGACUGCCAGAAGCCAUGUCAGAAUGUGGGGGAGAGACUGCACUUCUCUUUCCAGUGGAAGGAGGACUCAAUCCAGAGUUCAAGAAACUCCUGUCUCAACUGAAUCAUCUCAGUCAGGGGUACCAGCUGAACCUGGCAAACAAUCUGUUCAUACAAAAAGGAUAUGAAUUUUUUCAGCAAUAUCUCACAUGCGCCAGGGAAGUCUAUGGAGCUGUGUUGCAAACAGUUGACUUUUAUAAUGCAACGGAAGAGGCAAGGCACACAAUUAAUCUUGAAGUUGACAAACAGACACAAGGAAACAUCAAGGAACUUUUUGCUCCGGGUACGAUUGGGCCAGAAGUUGUGUUGGUGCUGGCAAAUGCUGUCUACUUUAAAGCAACUUGGCAACACCAGUUUGAUCCGAACAAAACAACAGAGAGAGAUUUUAGGCUCAGCGAGAAUGAAAGUGUACCCGUGCCUAUGAUGCAUCAAAAAGGUCUGUUCAAGCUGGGAUACUCCGAGCCAAUGAACAUGCAGAUUCUUUGCCUCCCCUACACUGGUGAAGUGUUUUCCAUGAUUAUUAUGCUGCCAAAUGACAUCAAUGGUCUGGCACAGGUUGAGGACAUGCUGUCCUGUGAGAAUUUGACGCAGUGGAUGGCUUCACAAAAUAUGAAUGAAGAUCACGUAGAGAUGUAUAUACCCCGGUUCAAGCUGGAAGGCACCUGUGACCUCAACCUGACUCUGCAAGAACUGGGAAUGAUUGACGUAUUUGACGAGUCCAAAGCUGACCUUUCUGGAAUGUCUCCCUCACGCCAACUUUUCCUGUCCAAAGUUAUUCACAAAGCCUGUAUUGAUGUUAAUGAAGUGGGGACUGUAGCAGCAGCUGCAACAGGCGCUGUUGUCUCUAACAGAGCCAUGAUAUCUUAUGAACUAUUUGUAGCAAAUCACCCAUUCCUCUUCUGUAUCCGACAUAAUCCUACCAACACUGUACUUUUCCUUGGCAAAUUCUGCUCUCCUUAA